Molecule: messenger RNA, 2469 nt
Organism: Tachysurus fulvidraco (yellow catfish)
Lineage: Eukaryota; Metazoa; Chordata; Actinopteri; Siluriformes; Bagridae
Gene: gdf5
Product: growth differentiation factor 5
Exons: 2
Coding region: 358-1650 (430 amino acids)
Biological process (GO): BMP signaling pathway; SMAD protein signal transduction
Cellular component (GO): extracellular region
Molecular function (GO): cytokine activity; growth factor activity
Source: RefSeq, a predicted model, not a curated record
AGAGAGAGAGAUGGCGAGCAGGAGGAGAGGCGGUGAAUGAGACAGAAAAAGAGAAUUAAUUACAACAUUCUUCCCAGUUGGAAGGGACUGUAUGAAGCUCUCGCACGGUAAGUGCUCUGAACUCCGCACGACGUUUUUGAUCGGACACUCGGAACUGCGUGAUGGAGCGCAACUACACGUGCAAGCAAUUCGCCAUACUGUGGUUCUGCAGGGCGAUAAUCAAAACCUUCUACUUUUAGCCUGCCUCAAAUCAAGCCAUAUGAGCAUGUAUCUUCACUUCCCAGGUUCCUUUCAUGGUCGCGGAACGCUCAUCUUCGCGCGUUUCUACUGCGUCGGAACCCGCACGAAGCACCGAGAAUGAACGUGCUUGCUCUGUUCUUCGGCUGCUGUGCGCUUUUGUGCAUGCAUUUGGUAUCGCAAGCCCUUGGUGUGGAAACCAAACCGAGGUUAUCGUCCUCGGCAGCGAACAACGCCGCCAAGAUAUCGCGCAUACGCGCUUCGGCGCCGCGGACUCACACGCACAGCACAGCGCACGCGACAUCAGGACUCACCGCGCGCACCGGAGUAAGAACCGUUCACUCGGCGCAACAGAGAGCGCCGGUAAAACGCACUGUGAAGGUGAAAGACAAAGCGGAGGAGAAAGAGACACCAAGACAAUCAGCUGUCACACCGCAUGAUUACAUGUUGUCUCUUUACUGGUCUCUGUCUACUGGGCAGAUGAACCGGAGCGCAAUGCACGAGGCGGGCAUGGCUAACACCAUCACCAGCUUCGUGGACAAAGGCCAAGAUGAGCAUGUGCCCCUGUUAAGGCGCCAGAGGUAUUACUUUAACAUCAGCUCCCUGGAGAAGGAGGGACUGCUUGGAGCUGAAUUACGCAUUCUCAGAAAACCCUUCAUUGAUCCUCGUAGAAUCCAUGCAACUGAAAGCAGAACCUCUCUUCGACUUUACACAUGUGCCACAAGCAAACAGAGGGCUAUGCUGCUCCAGUCACAACCCAUAGAGGAUCGAAGCAUCCCAAAAUGGGAGGUGUUUGACAUUUGGAAACUAUUCAAGAGUUUCAGAAACACUGUUCAGCUUUGUUUUGAGUUGGAGGCAAUGGAUCGAGGCCGCCCAUUGGACCUCAGGUCACUUGGCCUGGAUCGUUCAGGCCGGCAAAACAAGGAAAAGGCAUUCUUUGUGGUGUUCAGCCAAACAAAGAAGCAUGGUCUCUUUUACAAUGAGAUCAAGGCACGCUCAGGUCAUGACAACAAAACUGUCUAUGAGUACCUGUUUACACAGCGCAGGAUGCGCCGGGCACCACUGCCACGUGUAAAGAAGCCAAGCAGAAGUCCAAAGACACGAUGCAACCGCAAGCAGUUGCAUGUUAACUUUAAGGAGAUGGGCUGGGAUGACUGGAUCAUUGCACCACUGGAGUAUGAGGCCUUCCACUGUGAUGGAAUCUGUGAUUUUCCCAUCCGUUCACAUCUAGAGCCCACCAAUCAUGCCAUCAUCCAGACACUCAUGAACUCCAUGGAUUCUCACUUGACACCCCCCACAUGCUGUGUACCUACAAGACUUAGUCCUAUCAGUAUCCUCUACAUUGACUCAGCUAAUAAUGUUGUGUACAAGCAAUAUGAGGACAUGGUGGUAGAGAGUUGUGGCUGUAGAUAGCCAAAAGUACUAGAAGUGAGGGGAAUACUAAGGAAAAAGUAUUCUUAUAUUUUAAAACUAGACAUAUUGUUCUUGCAUUAUGUGGCUUACUGUGUGGAAUCAGUGUCUUCUCUUAAUGCAAAUCUUCUACCACUAGACUUAAUGAGUUUAACUAUAUGAAUAAGGUCAUUGGAAUAGUUUGGACUAGAUAUAUACAUAAAGUGCAUUCUCGUAUUUGUUAAUCUAUUAAGGUACACAAUGAAUGGUUCAAAUCACAUGUGGAGUCUAUAAAGGUGUUUUCAAUAUGCUUUAUAUAUCUGCAUUAAUUGAUUACAUAAAUCUAAAUUAAUAUUCAGAUAUUUUAGUGCUUACACAACUAAUCUAAACUUGCAGUCAGUUAAUCUAAUAAAAAAAAAAUCCCAGUUUCUGAAUUCAAGUUUAUGUUAAAUACUCAGUAAAUUAGGGCAUCUUUAUAUUUAGCAACGAAAAUUGGAAGCUUAAGUUUAAAUGUUACACUGGGAAGGUUUAACCAUAUCCUGGGAAAGUUAGUCAUAUUUACGCAGGUGUUUAUCUUUAAACAUCCAUGCAUCCAUCCAUCCAUCCAUCCAUCCAUCCGAAUUUUGAUUUCUGUUAAGAAAACAAUAGAUUUUUUUAUAGAGCUUUUGUUCCAUAUUCUGUAGCCCACAAAGACCAUGCACUGUGAACUGGGCAUGCCAUAAGUAUUAAUGUUUUUUAAUCUUUCUGGAAUGCAUCAAACCCAAUAUACCUUCUAUACCCACUAAACCAAAUAGAGUCUGAUAAAAUAUUAUAGAUGGCAAUUGUUUUCAACUGUAAAUAACA